AUGACACACAGAAGAACCAGUAGUUCUGGUUCGACGCGACCAGAAAUUGAUCCCAAACAACGAAGCAAUAGUACAUUCAGUUAUGCAUUAGGUAACGACUCGACGUCCUCCUUUUUACAGCAAAAUACAGUGUCCAAUGUGGAAUUUAACAAUGUCCGUAACAGCCAGGAUCUACCACAAGACACUGCUUCCCACUCCUCCUUGCAGCGCUCAGUAUCCUCAUCAACGACAGCUUCACGUAUAGGAACUAUGGAGAAUAAGAUAUCACGUUUUUUCAACAAGACAGCCGAAAAGAUGCGCAGGUCGCCAUCGGAGACACAUCUCAGUGCAUUGACACCCAAUCCCUCCACCUCAACAGCAGCAUCCUCUCCGUCGGUUGACAAAGGAUCGGGAAUAGGUAAUGGGUUUUCUGCAAAGCUGAAACGACCUGACAAUUUAUCCAUUCAAACAACAAUCCUUCCUACCAAGGAGCUGAAAUCACCGCUAGCCAGGACUUCAAAAGAAGUCGAGCGAAUCGCGAGUUUGAGUACACUGACAGAACAGCCACCUAAGCACAAACAUUACCAUGGAAUAUUGCGUUCUCGAAAGGACCCCACCAAGUCAUCAUCGAGCUCCAAUUCCAAAGCAUCAGCAUUUCACGGUGGAGAGACAAUGUAUUCUUUCCACCCAUCCCUUGUCAACUCUUCAAUGACCGUACAAGAAUUACAAAACACGAUCACAGAGCUUGAGAAAUUAAGUGUGAACAAUUCCGCCUUGUCGGGCGAUACAGACGCUAUUGCAGAUGAAGCAUGGUCAUUGGUGUCUUCUCUUGUACUACCUUUGUUUUAUUGUGAGAGACUCAAGACACCAAUAGAAGAAAUGAACAAGCUUGUGUUCUUGCACUUAAGGCUCCGCUCAAAUCAACCACAACAUGAUCAGAUGACUUAUUCGCCAGUUGCAUCACCUAACAAUUUCUCAAGUGUCUUUGAUGGUGCAGCAGCUACUACCCCAUAUACCCCUUUGGGAGCCCCAACUCCCACUUUCACAUCAACUGGAAGGUCUCCAAGCUCUUACAAUACAAUGUCCCCAGUUCACGGUCCAAGUGUCUUGCAGGAAGUUCAAGAAUUUCUUAAGCAUGGAAUGAACACAUACUUGACUCAAUUGUAUCAAGACGAAGCCAGUAAGGAGUUUGCAUUAAAACCGCGUGAAAGAAAGGUGUCUCCAACCAAACGGUCUGCUCUCUUGAUUGUGACAAGCGAGCAAAGUUUCCGUGAUGCCUGUGCAUUACUUUGGGAUUAUUUUUUCCAAGAUAUGUACUAUUAUCUCCAAGGUGUCUUCUUACCCCUUGAAGACGAAUCCUUCGAAAGUUUACUUAGUGGUCCAGGCGGAUGGAGAAGGAAUUCAAAUGUGCAGCAUAUUCUUUUGACCAGCUUCAGAGACAACGUUGUUAUACCACUUUACGAAAAUGUUCGUCAAGCUGAAGCAGACAAAGAACGCAGAAGAGAACGUACGAUGUCGCUUGCUACCAACUCCUCGGUUUCUUUGCAAAGAUUAUCCCAUGAAAAUCUGAAGGCUGACAACCCUUCGGAAGGCUAUAGAAACAAUAAGAAACUUUUGCAUUGUUUGUCAAUUUUAGUUCGAGCAGAUACCAAUGACACCAAUCAGAAGAUCGUGGAGAAUUUGGUUCAGCAGGUGCGUGAAAGAUGUGCCCAACAGAGCAUGUCCUCAAAAACGUUAGUGGUAUGA
Messenger RNA from Ogataea philodendri, 1725 nucleotides. RefSeq lists its product as uncharacterized. The transcript has a single exon. The record is from RefSeq and is a predicted model, not a curated record. Gene Ontology annotation, cellular component: TORC2 complex. The coding region runs from base 1 to 1725 and encodes 574 amino acids. Gene Ontology annotation, biological process: TORC2 signaling. NCBI's taxonomy places the organism in Eukaryota, Fungi, Ascomycota, Pichiomycetes, Pichiales, Pichiaceae.